This is a messenger RNA of Rotaria sp. Silwood2, 1158 nucleotides long. NCBI's taxonomy places the organism in Eukaryota, Metazoa, Rotifera, Eurotatoria, Philodinida, Philodinidae. The record is from the annotation of a GenBank genome assembly.
AUGGUGAAAAUUAUUCUUCUUUUGAUGGUUUCUAUUGGUUUACAAGUGGCUAGUGCAAAUCUAGACGUUGCACUUCAAUCUUUUCUCGCUUCGACUACGGGAAGAAGUUUAGAAGGAAACAAAGCUGAUGCUGUUAAGAAUUUAUACAAGCUGUACAAGAUAGAAUUCAAUCGAAAUUCAAACACAAAGAGCGAUGACAAGCUUCGUUUUAUGUCAUUCAAUAAAACGUUGCAUGACAUUCUUGAUGAUUAUCAAAAAGGUGAAAAAACAUACACUCUUGGACUCAAUAAUCAUGCUGAUUGGACAGAAGAUGAAUGGAAAAUAUUACGUCGUGGUAUUCAAGUGCCUGAAGGCAACAUCAGUGAGACGAAUGUGAGACCAGGUGAACAUUUAUUAACAUGGGACGGAAAGUCAUUACAAGGCAGAACGAUCCCACCGACCUCGUACGACUUAACAAGAAUGGUUGUUCCAGGAACGACUGUGCCAUUUGUUUUACCAAUCAAAGAUCAAGGGCAGUGUGGAUCGUGUUAUGCAUUUGCUUUUAACUCUUUGCUUGAAUUUCAAUAUGCUACUCAAUUGAAGAGAAGCGCCAGUUUGAGCGAGCAACAGAUAGUUGACUGUUCAUCUUAUGAUUAUGGCUGCAAUGGAGGUUACUUUCCUAACACGUUUAGCUAUUUGCAAAAAAAUAUUUAUCAAGUAAACGGUGCUCCAUACUAUCCCUACAAGGCUAAACCUGGACAAUGUGCAUUUAGAAGUGUGAGAGGCGGUGGAGUGAAAUUCGGAUCACUUCGUUACGUUAAUGUUAGAGCAAAUCAUGCUGCUGCCAUGCAACAAGCUCUGGUCAACUACGGACCUUUGUGGGUAUCGCUUUUCGUUGGUAAUCAAAUGACAUCAACGUACAGUAGGAUUUCCUCUAUGUUCAACAAUUACAGAAGUGGUAUUUUUCAACCAAGUGAAUGUCCAACAUCGGUCUACUCAACAAAUCAUGCUGUUACUAUCGUUGGCUACGGAGUUGAUGCGACAACAGGUGUGCCCUAUUGGAAAGUAAGAAAUAGUUGGGGAGCUUGGUGGGGAGAUAGUGGCUAUUUUAAAAUACGACGUGGUGUGAACAUGUGCGGUAUUGAAUCCGGCCCAUUCUACAUUGCAAAAGCAGCCUAA